This is a messenger RNA of Corticium candelabrum, 882 nucleotides long. RefSeq lists its product as uncharacterized. The record is from RefSeq and is a predicted model, not a curated record. The transcript has a single exon. Lineage: Eukaryota; Metazoa; Porifera; Homoscleromorpha; Homosclerophorida; Plakinidae. The coding region runs from base 164 to 778 and encodes 204 amino acids.
CAAACAUGGCUGUUACAUCUCAAAUAAUUUUUCUUACAUGAGUAUACAUUACUUGAAGGACUGUUACUUAUAACACAAAAAUUACAUUAAUUUAAUAGUCAUUUAGUGUAAACACAGGAAUAUCCUGGACUUUGUUCAAAGCUGGAAACAUCUUGGGCAUAUUAUGUGUGCUGAUAUGAAAAAGUCAUUGUCAAUUGAGUUUGAAAUGAAGAGGUUUUCCUCAUCCUUCAACUCCUUUUACUAUCAAUUUAAAGGAGCCACUCCGAUUGUGUUAUGUCGUUUAUUACAAGCAUUUUCAGCUGUAUUUUAUGGGUGUCAGUUGUGGUGCUGCAAUGAUAGUCUACUACAUAAAGUAUGUGUAGCGUGGAAUGAUGCUAUGAGGAAAAUUUGCAAUGUCAGAAGAAGAGAAUGUCAUGUCGAUACAAUGAUUUAUUCCACCGGUCUUUUGCCUUUGCCCAAGAUGCUGAGGAAACGAAAGCUACAGUUUUUGUCUUCUCUAAUUCAGUCUGAGAAUAGUGUUAUCACGUACAUUUUGUCUCUUAUGUAUAAUUCUCAGCAGUCGUCCUUUCUUACUUCAUGUCGGGAAUGGGAAUUGCAUUACUGCCAAAGCCACACCAGGAUACUGUCAAGGCAGUCAAUUGCUCAUGUCAUUUGGAAGAACGUUGAUUUAUCUCUAUCUGAGUCUAGGCGCAAGGCUGCAAGCUUGGCAUACCAUUGGCUGUUUGAACCAGCUAGAAGUAGUAAAUCAGUACUAGAAGACUUGUUUUCAGUAGAUUGAUGCCACAGUAGUUAUAUUACUUGUUUGUUUGUUUGUUUGUUUGUUUCUGUUUUUGCACCAUUAAUUUUAAUGAGUGCAAGGUCAGGUUAUAAUAAUAAUAAUAA